AUGAAACCAAAUGCUUUCUCACUUUCAAUGAACGCCAAAGUAGAGCCGGACUUGGCCAACGUUAUUCAAUGGCUUCAUGGGAAUCGUCCCGACAUCCAAUUCGCUAUGUAUUUCGACAGAAAGCUUUUCGAAGAGGCUAACACCUUCCAAGAAGCUCAACAGUUCAUCUACAACGUUCCACUUCUAUCUGGAGCGUACUUCAUCUUGGGAGGCAACAAGCCAGGAGAGGGCUCCGUCAUCGUUCGCAACACAACGAGUGUCCAGUUUGAACGCAAGCUCUUCGAUGGAGACAACGACUGGUUUGUACUACAGACCAACUACGACCCCGACAAGAAUCCACUGUUCAUUGACGAUCGUCGUGAUCCUGGCAAUGCUUGCAUGAGACAGCUGGGUCAAAACAGAACUAGUGCAGAAGGAUUGUAUCAAGUACUCAAAUCAAAGCCGCUUCUCAACAAAACCACAGUGCACACAGUGAUUAUGUCAGUCACUAAGAACAUCUAUCAGACGUUCAUUCAGACCUGUCCGAAUCCAUGUUGGGCAUUUUAA
This is a messenger RNA of Cooperia oncophora, 546 nucleotides long. NCBI's taxonomy places the organism in Eukaryota, Metazoa, Nematoda, Chromadorea, Rhabditida, Trichostrongylidae. The record is from the annotation of a GenBank genome assembly.